AUGUGAAGCACACGUGUCACUAAAGAGAUCGAAAGAUCUACGGAGAGUCCGUCAGCCCCUGUGUGAGACUGCAUUUCCCUUUCCAGCCUGAAAAACUCGCCGCGAUUCGAACCGCCGAUUAAGCUCUCUGGCCGGUUCUCGUACACUGAGCCACAAUGGAGGUAGUUUGUCUUAACACUGAGCCAGUGUUUGAUGAAGACGAUGAAUAUGAGGAUGAAGGAGAUUGUUCCCUGAUGGAACACGAUGAUGAAAUUGGUGAAACACAGUCAAAGAAGGAACCUCCACCACCUACUGUAGGUUUGGAGUUUGAUUCUUUUGACGAAGCUUAUGAUUUUUACAACGUCUAUGCUAAGGGACAAGGUUUUGGCAUCAGAGUGAGCAAUUCAUGGUUUCGAUCAAAGAGAAAAGAACGGUAUAGGGCAAAACUUAGCUGCAGUAGUGCAGGUUUCAAGAAAAAGAGUGAAGCAAACAAUCCCAGACCAGAAACAAGGACUGGUUGUCCUGCAAUGAUUAUCAUUAGGCUUGUCGAUUCUAAGAGGUGGAGAACAAUUGAAGUUGAGCUUGAACACAACCAUCCCGUGAGUCCAGAUGUUAAACGGUUUUACAAAUCACACAAAAAGAUGAUUAUUGCAGCCAAAAAGGCACAGCAGUCAGAACCUACUACAGAAAUACAUACUAUAAAAUUGUACAGAACUGCUGCUGUGGAUGCUGUAUGUAAUGGAUACUCUAAUGUUGAUGAAAGAGAAGGCAGAAGUCCCAUUAAUCACUCUAAGCAUUUGCAACUUAAAGAAGGGGAUGCACAUGCAGUCUAUAACUACUUCUGUCGAAUGAAGUUGACAAAUCCAAACUUCUUUUAUUUGAUGGAUCUUGAUGAUGAAGGGCGAUUGAAGAAUGUGUUUUGGGCUGAUGCCAGAUCCAGGGCUGCGUAUAGCUACUUUUGUGACACAAUUGCAAUUGACACGACAUGCUUGGCAAACAAAUUUGAGAUCCCUCUUAUUUCAUUUGUUGGUGUAAACCAUCACGGGCAAUCCAUUUUGUUGGGAUGUGGCUUCCUUGGACACGAGUCAGUAGAGUGUUUUGUCUGGAUUUUUAGGGCAUGGCUUGCAUGUAUGCUAGGACAUCCUCCACAGGUUGUCAUUACUGAUCAGUCCAAGCCCUUGCAAAAUGCAGUUUCAGUGGUCUUCCCAGAAGCUCAUCAUUGUUAUUGUUUGUGGUACAUCAUGCAACGUGUUCCUGAGAAGUUGGGCGGACUGAAGGGAUUUGAAGCAAUCAAAAGACAACUAAAUAAAGCAGUUUAUGACUCCUUGAAGAUAGCUGAGUUUGAAACUUCUUGGGGUGGUUUGAUUGAAUGUCAUGGGCUUGGCGAUCAUAAAUGGCUUCAAGCAUUGUAUGAAGAUCGUCAAAGAUGGGUUCCAGUUUACUUAAAAGACAUUCCUUCUGCAGGGAUGAUACCCAUAAAAGAAAACGAGGGCUUGACUGCAUUUUUUGAUGGUUAUGUACAUAAACAUACAUCAUUUAAGGAAUUUGUAGAUAAGUAUGAUCUAGCUCUCCAAAGGAAGCACCUCAAAGAAGCCAUGGGGGAUUUGGAGUCUAGAAAUUCAAGCUUGGAAUUGAAAACAAGAUGCAACUUUGAGUUGCAACUCUCUAAGGUGUAUACAAAAGAAAUCUUCAAGAAGUUUCAAGCUGAGGUUGAGGGGAUGUACUCAUGCUUCAACACAAAGCAGGUGAGUGUCAGUGGGCCAAUAAUAACAUAUGUGGUCAAAGAACGCGUUGAAGUUGAGGGGAGCGAAAAGGAGGUUAGGUAUUAUGAGGUUUUGUAUGAGACAACUCAAGUGGAUAUCCGUUGCAUUUGUAGUUUGUUCAACUUUAAAGGUUACCUUUGCCGGCAUGCACUGAAUGUCCUUAACUACAAUGGUGUCGAAGAAAUACCUUCACGAUACAUUCUACUGCGUUGGUGUAAGGAUUUUAAGCGCAGAUAUCUUAUAGAUUGUGACGCUAAUGAUGAUAAUGUGGAUAACCCAUUGCAGUGGUAUAAUCAUCUGUAUAGACGUGUCAUUCAAGUUGUCGAAGAAGGGGCACAAUCUCAAGAACAAUAUAAGGUUGCCUUGCAAGGAUUAGAGGAGUUGUUGCACAAGUUUAGUCUUGCUGAAGACAACUUAUUUUGAUGGUAAAAUUAUGCAGUGUGGUAACUUGUAACAAUAACUUCUCUAAUUUUGUUAUAAUGACAGUUGAUGCUCCCUCUCUCUCUCUCUCAUACACAGAUAUAGUGGUGGAGAAUGCUCUAAUCGGGAAUGUAUGCCUGAUUCGAUUGGAUUUAUUAUGCUAGCAGCAGAAUAUAAAAACUGCAGGUACAGGUCGUACUCUGUUAUCCAUUGUAGUAAAUGAAAACUGUACAAUGGUGGUAUAGUUCGACCAAUUUUUGGUGUGGUUCACUUUUUUGGAAUCUAAAAGCCAAAUAGGACAUAGUAGGGAGACAGUUGUGCAGGAGGAUGACAUGUUUUCGCUGUUUCAAUUCUUUUGCUAAUCUUCAUAAAAGCUGUUUCUUAGUAGAACCCUUGAUGAGAGAGAGAGAGAGAGAGAGAGAGAGAGGGAGAGAUGCUAUGUCUGAAUCACUGUCAUAUUCUGCUGAAUUAUGAAUAUCUGCGGGAUGCUAUGUAUGAAUCACUGUCAUAUUCUGCUGAAUUAUGAGUAUCUGCGGGACUAUAUUUGG
Camellia sinensis is the source of this 2710-nucleotide messenger RNA. The record is from RefSeq and is a predicted model, not a curated record. Lineage: Eukaryota; Viridiplantae; Streptophyta; Magnoliopsida; Ericales; Theaceae.